AUGAGUUCUUAUAGUUCUCAUGUAGUUGGUGACAUAAAUCACAUUAGUACUUUUUCUGAUAAUAUUGGUGCUCUUUACUUUUCUAAUGAUUAUUCAGAUGUGACUUUAAUUGUUAAUGGACAAAGAUUCAAUAGCCACAAAAUUAUUUUGGCUGCACGUAGCCAAUACUUCAGAGCUCUUCUAUUUGGAGAUUCAAAAGAAUCUACUCAAUGUGAAAUUAAGUUAAAAGAUGCUAAUCUGGAUGGAUUUAAAGGUGUACUAGAAUACAUAUAUACAGGACAAAUAUCUCUUACAAAUCAACGUAAAGAGGUGAUAUUGGAUAUUCUUAGAUUAGCACAUCUCUAUGGAUUUUCAGAAUUAGAAGACUCUAUAUCAAACUAUUUUAGACAAAUAUUAGAUGUAGAAAAUGUCUGCCUCAUAUUUAAUGCAGCACUUCUUUAUCAGCAAGAGUUUCUUACUAAGGUUUGUCGCAUUUACCUGGGUGUACAUACAUAUAACAUAAUUAGACAUGAGAGCUUUUUACAUUUAAGUGCUGGUGCUUUAAAUGAACUUGUUUCAAAAGACUCCUUUUAUGCGCCAGAAAUUGAUAUUUUUUUAGCCUUACAAGCAUGGAUAAAAGUAAAUCCUAAUGCUGAUGGUCAAAAUGUUUUAGAUAAAGUUCGAUUAAGUCUGAUUUCAACCAUGGAUCUUUUGAAUGUUGUUCAACCAACUGGAUUGGUUUCUCCAGAAGCAAUUUUAAGUGCAAUAGCUGCAAGAACACAACUACAUGACUCUGAUCUUAAUUAUUGUAGACUUAUUGAUACAAAUAUUACCCGUCCUAUACAUGGUGCACAAGUUCUGCAGGGUGAAAUACAUAAUUUUCUUUUACAUAAAGAUACAACCAGUUAUUUAUGGGAUAUGAAGCAAGGGUAUAUUAAACAUACCAUCACUAAAUCACAAGAACAUGGAAUUGUAGUUAAAUUAGGAAUUCAGAGUAUCAUCAAUCAUGUUAAGAUGCUUCUUUGGGAUUGUAUGUGUUUCUGUUCUUAUUAUACAGAAGUAUCUAUGGAACAAAAAAAUUGGAUUCAAAUUAUUGAUCAUACAGAAUAUUUUUGUCAUAGUUGGCAAGUUUUAUACUUUGAACCAAGAGUAGUUGUUUAUAUUCGUAUUGUUGGGACCAACGCUAGUGUACCAAAUAUAAGCAGAGUAAAAUCAUUAUCACACUAUUAUUAA
Habropoda laboriosa is the source of this 1212-nucleotide messenger RNA. Its product is annotated as BTB/POZ domain-containing protein 9-like. The transcript is spliced from 6 exons. Gene Ontology annotation, molecular function: protein binding. Lineage: Eukaryota; Metazoa; Arthropoda; Insecta; Hymenoptera; Apidae. The record is from RefSeq and is a predicted model, not a curated record. Gene Ontology annotation, biological process: circadian behavior; modulation of chemical synaptic transmission; adult locomotory behavior. Bases 1 to 1212 code for a protein of 403 amino acids.